Protopolystoma xenopodis is the source of this 324-nucleotide messenger RNA. Lineage: Eukaryota; Metazoa; Platyhelminthes; Monogenea; Polystomatidea; Polystomatidae. The record is from the annotation of a GenBank genome assembly.
AUGUCAAAAAAAUGUAACGACUAUAAUUAUGAAACAUGUUUGAGAAUUUUAAACGGUACUGAUAGCAAUUUUGUAUUAGGAAAUGCACAAGUACGCGAGUACCCUAUUGUCUACUGUUCGGAUGGAUUUGUUGAACUUACUGGCUAUAGUCGGGGUCAAAUAAUGUCAAGGUGUUGCUCCUGUAGUUUUCUCUGGGGUGAAAAAACCAAUAUAGACUCUCGACAACGUAUUUCUACAGCACUCCAGGAACAAACUGAGUUGCAAAUUGAACUGAUCUUUCACAAAAAAAAUGGUAGGCUUGUUAAAAUAAAUGGAAAUUUGUAG